Messenger RNA from Paramormyrops kingsleyae, 2147 nucleotides. Lineage: Eukaryota; Metazoa; Chordata; Actinopteri; Osteoglossiformes; Mormyridae. The record is from RefSeq and is a predicted model, not a curated record.
UGGGUUGUCCUCCACGCGUUGACUGGCACCAUAACUAAACAUUACAUUGUGUUUCUGUUAUGUCGAAGCUGCUCGUUAGUCUGAUCAGUUACGUGGCUAUCCAUUGACCUUUUAAAAUCGUUUCCGUAGGAUAUAACGAUAAUUAAAUGCAGGGUCUUUUUAAACAGUAAAUGAAACAGGCGGUGAUUUUAGGAGCUGUAGUUUCAGUCUGAGGACGGAGGAACCAAACGCAAUCGUAAUGAUCUGCUAGCAUGUUACUGCACACGGAUCUAAAUUGAUUAUCGUCGGGUAUAAACGGCUUGUAGUCCAGGUUAGAUAUUGACCUGUACGUCUUAACACCGCGGUUGUUAAUUUACGCCACUGAGACAGCAGUUAAUUACUUUGCUGCAAUUUACCUUGGAUCGUGACGGAAGUGUGUAUGGACAGAUAGGGAAAGUCAGCGGCUGUUAAAACAAGCUUUACAUUGAAAAGCUUAUAUUAGCCUAUUAAUAAUGAGGAAAUUUUCUCGUAUACCUAAACUGGAAAGCGAUGGGCAUGGUGCUGGAUGCACAUCGGGAUUUGGUUCUGGACUGGGCAGCUAUAUUGGGAAAGUCUUUGCUGUCGGACGAUACCAGGUCACGGUGGAAAAACUUAUCGCAGAAGGGGGAUUCUCUGUGGUGUUCCUGGCCCGCACUAACACCGGCGUGCAAUGUGCCCUGAAGAGGAUGUGUGUGAACAACAAUGCAGAUCUAAACGUCUACAAGAGAGAGAUCACAAUUAUGAAAGAGCUGUCUGGACAUAAGAAUAUAGUGACGUACUUGGAUUCCAGUAUCAGUGCAGUUGGGGAAGGUGUAUGGGAGUUCUUUAUUCUCAUGGAGCACUGCAAAGCUGGCCAGGUGGUGAAGCAGAUGAACCAACGUCUCCAUACUGGGUACAGUGAGGCUGAAGUCCUCAACAUCUUCUGUGACAUAUGCGAGGCGGUUGCCAGGUUACAUCAGUGCAAAACACCAGUCAUUCACCGGGAUCUGAAGGUUGAGAACAUCCUCUUAAAUGACUUGGGGAACUACGUCUUAUGUGACUUUGGAAGUGCCACAUGCAAAAUUCUCUUGCCAAACCAAGAUGGAGUCUCUGCAGUAGAGGAGGAGAUUAAAAAGUACACAACCCUGUCAUACCGAGCUCCUGAGAUGAUUAAUCUUCAUGAAGGCAAAGCAAUCACCACUAAAGCUGACAUAUGGGCACUUGGGUGUUUAUUGUAUAAGCUGUGUUUCUUCACACUUCCAUUUGGGGAGAGCCAGGUGGCCAUUUCUGAUGGAAUGGUUACUGUUCCUGACAAUUCCAAGUUCUCCUUUAAGUUGCAUUGUUUAAUCAGGUAUAUGUUAGAACCUGAUCAGGAGAAAAGACCCGACAUCUUUCAAGUCUCUCACCUGGCCUUUGAAAUAGCAGGAAGGACCUGCCCUGUGCCCAAUGUUUUCAACUCCCCGAUUCCCACAUCCCUCCCAGAGCCGCUUUCGGCUGCUGAGGCAGCGGCUAAGAAAAGCAUAACCAAGGCCAGACUGCUUGAAAGAGCUGGACCUACAGAAACCUCUAUUGCCCCCAGGCAGAGACCAAAGGCUGUGAAUGCCAAUGUUUUUCCCAUCCCGAGUGCCACAGCUCCUGUAACAUUACCUCCUUCUUCAGCAGACACUGGGCAGAAAGUGAUGACACCCUGUGAGAGCACAAAGGCAGCCCAGCACUGUCACAAGGGAGGGCAACCGAGUCCAAGCCUGCAGUCUUUCAUGCCGGCAGACCUGCGGCUACAGCAGCCACAGCACCUGCAACAGCUGCAGCUGAAUCCACCGCAGCAUCAACACUCAUACCCCCUGCAGCAGCAUGUCCAGCCCCUGCAGUAUUACCAGGCUAUCCACCCCAUGCAACAGCAGCAGUAUGUGCUCCAGCAGCUGGUAAUGAUGCAGCCCACCUAUAAUCAGCCGAUCCACAACGUUAACAUGGUGCAGCAGUACCACAUGGCCUGUGCUCAGCAGCAGCUCCUUCAGCAUCAGGGAUCUCUCCAUACCUCCCCAUCCACCCCCACCAUCCAGCUCCAGACAGCCCUAGGGACCUUAAACCAAGCUGGCAUGGCUCACACUGGACCAGUCCUUCUCAAUUCCCCAUUCACCACCUCCAGGUAA